Messenger RNA from Prunus persica (peach), 1759 nucleotides. RefSeq names its product tubulin alpha chain. NCBI's taxonomy places the organism in Eukaryota, Viridiplantae, Streptophyta, Magnoliopsida, Rosales, Rosaceae. Gene Ontology annotation, biological process: mitotic cell cycle; microtubule cytoskeleton organization. Gene Ontology annotation, molecular function: structural constituent of cytoskeleton; GTP binding. Gene Ontology annotation, cellular component: microtubule; cytoplasm. Bases 235 to 1590 code for a protein of 451 amino acids. The transcript is spliced from 4 exons. The record is from RefSeq and is a predicted model, not a curated record.
AAAAGCAUUCACCUCCCCGUGUAAACUAACCGCGGUUAAAAUCCCCUUCCCGCUCCAAUUCCCCUCGUCCCCAAUUAUAAAAACCCCAACAUAGCGAAAAACCAGACCCACAUUGCCUUGUCUUCCACCUUUGGCGUCUUAAUAAACGCCCGUUCUCUUUUUCUCAGUCUCUCUGUUACUUCCAUUUUCACCUCCUCUCCUUAGCUUUCUAGGGUUUUCUUUCUCUUAGCGAAAAUGAGGGAGUGCAUCUCCAUUCACAUCGGUCAGGCUGGUAUUCAGGUCGGCAAUGCUUGCUGGGAGCUUUACUGUCUCGAGCAUGGAAUCCAUCCUGAUGGCCAGAUGCCAAGUGAUAAGACCAUUGGGGGAGGUGAUGAUGCUUUCAACACCUUCUUCAGUGAGACUGGUGCUGGGAAGCAUGUUCCUCGUGCUGUGUUUGUAGAUUUGGAGCCCACUGUCAUUGAUGAAGUCAGGACUGGGACAUACCGCCAACUCUUCCACCCUGAACAGCUCAUCAGCGGCAAGGAAGAUGCAGCCAAUAACUUUGCUCGUGGCCACUAUACCAUUGGGAAAGAGAUUGUUGAUCUGUGCCUGGACCGCAUCCGAAAGCUUGCUGACAACUGCACUGGCCUCCAAGGGUUCCUGGUUUUCAAUGCUGUGGGCGGAGGCACUGGUUCAGGUCUUGGCUCCCUUCUACUGGAACGUCUGUCAGUGGACUAUGGCAAGAAGUCCAAGCUCGGGUUCACUGUCUACCCCUCUCCACAGGUUUCAACCUCUGUUGUUGAGCCCUACAACAGUGUCCUCUCGACCCACUCCCUCUUGGAACACACUGAUGUUGCUGUGCUGCUGGAUAACGAGGCCAUUUAUGACAUAUGCAGGCGCUCCCUUGACAUUGAGCGUCCUACCUAUACCAACCUUAACCGCUUGGUUUCUCAGGUGAUAUCAUCCCUGACUGCAUCCCUGAGGUUCGAUGGUGCCUUGAAUGUGGAUGUAACAGAGUUCCAGACUAAUCUUGUGCCAUACCCCAGGAUCCAUUUCAUGCUUUCGUCCUAUGCUCCCGUUAUCUCAGCUGAGAAGGCCUAUCACGAGCAGCUUUCAGUUGCAGAGAUCACCAACAGCGCAUUCGAGCCUUCAUCGAUGAUGGCUAAGUGCGACCCACGCCAUGGGAAAUACAUGGCCUGCUGUCUGAUGUACAGAGGGGAUGUGGUGCCCAAGGAUGUCAAUGCAGCUGUGGCCACCAUCAAGACCAAGCGCACUAUCCAAUUCGUCGACUGGUGCCCAACUGGAUUCAAAUGCGGAAUUAACUACCAGCCCCCAACUGUUGUUCCAGGUGGCGAUCUUGCCAAGGUUCAGAGGGCAGUGUGCAUGAUCUCAAACUCCACCAGCGUGGCUGAAGUGUUCUCGCGCAUUGACCACAAGUUCGACCUCAUGUAUGCCAAGAGGGCAUUUGUUCACUGGUACGUGGGCGAGGGCAUGGAGGAAGGUGAGUUUUCUGAAGCCCGUGAGGAUCUUGCUGCGCUGGAGAAGGACUAUGAGGAGGUCGGUGCCGAGGCUGACGAGGGCGAAGACGGUGAUGAGGGAGACGACUACUGAGACAAUUUAAAUGAUAUUAGUGGUAUCAUUUUGUUUUCAAAAGCAUGUAGUAACAUUGAUCUGGUUUUCUUUGUUCCUGAACUAAAGACUUCUCAAUGACAUGAAUGUUGUUUAACAAGGGAUUUGAUUGAAGCCAGAAGAAUUCCAAAACCUAAUCAAUUUACCUAUA